Molecule: messenger RNA, 1243 nt
Organism: Sinocyclocheilus grahami
Lineage: Eukaryota; Metazoa; Chordata; Actinopteri; Cypriniformes; Cyprinidae
Product: calpain-2 catalytic subunit-like
Exons: 8
Coding region: 186-758 (190 amino acids)
Biological process (GO): proteolysis
Cellular component (GO): cytoplasm
Molecular function (GO): calcium-dependent cysteine-type endopeptidase activity
Source: RefSeq, a predicted model, not a curated record
AUACAGUGACAGGGGUUUUCAAGGUAACAUCCCAAGGAGAACCAGUAAAGCUGGUGAGAGUGUUGAACCCUUGGGGAAAAGGCGAGUGGUCCGGUGCCUGGAGUGACAAGUCAUUAUUGUGGAACAACGUGAGUGAAAGUGACCAAUCCAAUUGUCGUUCUUCGGCCAUUGAUGGGGAGUUCUGGAUGUCAAUGGAGGACUUCACUGAAAACUUCAGGGACAUUGAUAUUUGUUGCCUCAGUCCUGAUUUUUUGAACAGUUCCUCUAAAUACAGCUGGACUUCCACAUGCUAUUAUGGCAGCUGGGAUGCUGGGACUACAGCUGGUGGCCGCCCCAGUAUUAAAGAGACUUUCUGGACAAACCCUCAGUUUCGGAUGAGGAUUGAGGUUCUUGAUGAGGAAUGUGCUAGAGGCCAGUGUCCUGAAAACAUACUGGUGUCCCUCAUGCAGAAACAUGAAAACAGAUACAGAAGUCUUGUUUCUAACUACUCCAUUGGCUUCAAUGUUUAUCUGAUUCCACCAGAGAUGAAAGAUGAGAAGUUCUCUACCAAGUUAUUUUACCGCAGACAAUCUGUGGAAGAUAGUGGGAACUUCAUCAAUACAAGACAUGUGAUGAAAUUCUUCAAGCUUGAACCAGGAGAGUAUCUCAUUGUGCCCUCUACUUUCCAUCCUAAUGAGUGUGCAAAUUUCAUGCUGUCCAUCUUCGCAAAAACUGAAUCGCAUAGGAGAAAAAAGAAACCUGCAAUGACAUAUGUGUGAGGUUAUUAUAAAUACUGUAAGUACCUUGCUAAAAAUAACACUUUAACAGUUCAUGGUCUGGUCACCCUCCUACUACUUUUACCAGUUUACCAGUCUAGAUUUUUGAUCUCUGUAACCGCUCAAAUAGGAUUUGGAGUAACCAAGCUGGUUAUACUAUUUUUCUUUUUCUUCUACACCCCUUCUCUUCAAUAUUUUGUUAAUCUGUGAGCUGUGAAAUGAAUGUUACCAUUGUUGUUUAUUUGUGAGGUUUUUGAUGUUCUGUCUCACUGUAACUGUAUGGGUCAGGUCAGUCAGUCACCAACAGUUUUAAAUGACAUUUCAGUGCUGAGCCAUUCAGAAAGUCAGAAUGAAUGAAGGAAUGAAUGAAUGAAGCCUAAUUCAUAUGCUACUCAACGGUCAAAUAUAAGUAUGUCAAGUGAUACAGCACAAUUCUGAAAUGUACACUACCAAACAAUAAUAAAGACACAUAUUAUUAAAAACUUUAA